Molecule: messenger RNA, 414 nt
Organism: Lasiosphaeria miniovina
Lineage: Eukaryota; Fungi; Ascomycota; Sordariomycetes; Sordariales; Lasiosphaeriaceae
Exons: 2
Coding region: 1-414 (137 amino acids)
Source: RefSeq, a predicted model, not a curated record
AUGGUUCCCCCCACGACGUUACCCCAGCGCUUCGCAAACGAUGCCGCGGUACUCAAGUAUCUUGCCGAAAAGGCGCCUUCCAUUCCCCCUCUCCCCUCGCCUUUCCAGUGCUUUUUCGAAGACGAUGAUGCCAUUUACCACGCCACUGGGCGGGUAGAGGGCGUUUCUAUGAACGAGCUCUCACAGAAAGAUAAGCCGGUUGUGACGCAGGAGCUCUUGCAGCACGUGGCCACUCUGAGAUCUCAGAGAUCCGACACGCCAGGGGUUCCCGGCGAAACGCUCUUAUACCCACCAAUGCGCACCACCAUGGAAAUGCUUCAUCUACCGAGCUUCGACGAAAAGGUGGCCGAGCUCAAGAAGGCUGAGGCUGCGGAAAAGGUUGCAGAUGACGAGGGAACCGUUGUUCGGGAUUGA